UGACCACUUCGAUAUUUUGUGGUUGAAAAAGCUUUUAUGAGAAUAGGAAAGCCUUUCUGCUGGUGAUUAAAAUGAUUUUUACAAAAAGGCGCCAUCCAUUGACAUUUUUCUGAUUACGACUUACACACAACUGAUGGCUUGUUUUGUCAGCUACAGCUAUACAAGUUUCCACUGGAAAACGAAUUCUUUAAUAAGAAAGACCGAAAUAUGUAGAAAGAAAGGCACUGGAAAAGUUUAUUCCAGUAGAGACUUGGUUGCAGCGCUACCAAAGACUCCAACACCUCAGAAAGAUCCUGUUCAAGAAAAAAACCAAACCAAAAGAAGCAAUGAAACUUCGGUAAACGAGGACUCUUUCUUUUCUCUCAUUUUGAAUCGCGUGGUAGACACAGUCGAUGACGCUAUGGUGCACUUUAAUAGGACAUUCUUUCCUCCCAAAAUAGAUCCUCAAGCCAAAAAACCAACUUUGGUUAUCUUAGGAACUGGUUGGGCAGCACAUUCUCUGAUAAAAGUCAUAGAUACAGUGAAAUACGAUGUCAGAGUCGUCUCACCCAGGAACUACUUCUUGUUUACCCCAAUGCUACCUUCAACUGCAGUCGGAACAGUAGAAUUUAGAAGUAUUGUAGAAACUUUUCGCACAGCAAACCCGUUUGUUGACUAUUUCGAAGCGCAUUGCGUUGAUGUCGAUCUUCAAAAACAGGUGGCAGUGUGUGAGUCCAAUAUUCCUGGAGAAAAGAGAAAGUUUCAGAUAUUUUAUGAUUAUCUGGUUAUUGCAGUUGGUGCUGCUACCAAUACUUUUGGAACACCAGGUGUACAAGAACAUUGUUAUUUUCUAAAAGAAAUAUCGGAUGCUCGUGGUCUUCGAAGAGCUAUAGUGGAACGAUUUGAGUUGGCCAGUUUUCCGGAUAUUAGUAAAGAAGAGAAAUGUCGUUUAUUGAGUUUUGUUGUGGUCGGUGGAGGCCCCACUGGUUGUGAGUUUGCUGCAGAACUACAUGACUUUCUCGUACAGGAUUUGAAAAAAUACUAUCCAAAAUUAUUUGGAGAUGUACAAGUGCUUUUAUUGCAAUCGGGUGAUUCCAUUUUGACGCAAUUUGACCGUACCUUACAAGAGAAAGCUUUGGAGAAUUUUCGUCAAAGUAAUAUUCAAGUGAUCACUAAAGCUCGAGUAACAGAAGUGACGUCUACGCAUAUUCGACUGGUGGAUGGAAAGGAAAUUCCUUAUGGCUUAGCAGUUUGGGCUGCAGGAAAUGGAACUCAACCAUUGACAAGGUUGUUGUUGUCAAAGAUCCCAGAACAGAAGGUUGAUGAAGCUAGAGGUCGACUGUUGGUAGAUUCCUGGUUGCGAGUAAAAGGUGCUUUGAAUGUAUUUGCUGUAGGAGAUUGUGCAGCGAUGGAACCAGUACCUUUACCUGCUACUGCUCAAGUCGCUGGUCAACAGGGUGCGUAUUUAGCACGUUUAUUUAAUCGCGACUAUUGCUUGAGCUGUCCGGUACCCGAGUCGGAAGAAAAGUCAACUGCACCCUUAGCGAAAUGGCGUCCAGGAGGCUCACCUGAAGUAGCAAAACCUUUUCAGUUUUUGUCGCUGGGUAUUCUUGCUUAUAUCGGCAGAGAACGUGCGAUGGCACAGAUUGAAACUGGACUGGAAAAGAUCAAAAUGGCUGGUGUUUUAACUUAUUUGUUAUGGCAGUCUGUUUACAUAACUAAACAAGUAUCUUUUCGCAAUCGAGUUUUAGUAUUGUUUGAUUGGUUCAAGACAAGAGUGUUUGGUAGAGAUAUGUCACAGUUUUAGAGAAAACAUUGUGUUUAGUAGAGAGGGAAAUAUAAAGUGGGAUAAAUGGGGUUGUUGAAGUGUCCACAAGUGUUGGGAAAAGGCCAUUCUCGAAGGUUGGGCCAAGAGACGUGAAUGCGAAUGGAA
Galdieria sulphuraria is the source of this 1912-nucleotide messenger RNA. Its product is annotated as NADH dehydrogenase isoform 2. NCBI's taxonomy places the organism in Eukaryota, Rhodophyta, Bangiophyceae, Galdieriales, Galdieriaceae. The transcript is spliced from 10 exons. Gene Ontology annotation, molecular function: NADH dehydrogenase activity. The coding region runs from base 134 to 1786 and encodes 550 amino acids. The record is from RefSeq and is a predicted model, not a curated record.